CUUCGCGCUCCAAAACCUAAGCCAUUUUUCUUUCCCUCUCCUGAUACAAUCUCUUCACGCCUCCCCUGGAUCUUCCUCCAUGACGGUGUGCUCCUCUCGUUUCCUGGUGAGCGGGUUUCUGAGUUCGACGAGGCCCUUUGACCUUCCACUGCUGCUUCUUUCGCUCAUGGAACCUUUUGAUGAGACGAGGUGUAUUUCUUCGCCAAAGGUGGCACUCCUACUCCGUCGAUUCAUAACCUAGGUCUUGCCUUCUUUGGAUUUGUACUAGAGCCAUAGUCAAGGUAGAUUCAUAACCUAGGUCUUGUCUUCGUUCAUAAAUUUUGUCUCAAAAAUGAAACCUACUUUUGAUUCCACUAUACUUGUAUUUGCAAGCGCAACAUUCUCUUUUCUUCUUCUUUUUAGCUUUAGAUUUGUUUCAUCGUACCCUUUGCCUACUCAUAUGUCAACGUUUGUGGUGUUUGAUCUCUGAAGGCGUUGGUUUUAAGCAUAGAGUUCUGUUUGUUAUUCACUUUUAUUGGUCAAAAUAGUGUGUUCGGAUAGGUUUUCUAGGUCUUGCAUGGCUCGCCACUUGAUAGAGGGAGAUGGAAUUUGGGGGAACAGAAAAUUGGUAGAAGGGAAAUGAAGAAAGUCCUUCCUUUUAAUGGGCGGACGCAUAGCUCCCUCGCUGACACUGCCGUCUCGUGCCCUUUUCACAAGCCCUUUUCGUCUCGCUGCCAUGGCUAAGAUCAAGAUCGGCAUCAACGGUUUCAGAAGAAUUGGGAGGUUGGUCGCUAGAGUCACGCUUCAGAGCGAUGAUGUGGAGCUCGUCGCCGUCAAUGAUCUGUUCAUCAUAACCGACUACAUGACAUACAUGUUUAAAUAUGAUACCGUGCAUGGACAAUGGAAGCAUCAUGAGAUAAAAGUUCAUGAGAUAAAAGUGAAGGAUUCCACGACCCUUCUUUUUGGAGAGAACGAAGUUAUUGUCUUUGGCAUCAAGUCUUUAAACUCAUGUUAUCUGUGUCAUACUGAUAGAAGAAGCUGCUUUCCAUGUUUCAAUUUUGGUGAAAGUUGUUUACAGAGAUUGUGGUUUGUGUUUAGAAACCCUGAGGAGAUUCCUUGGGCCGAGACUGGAGCUGAGUUCGUUGUGGAGUCGACUGGUGUCUUCACAGACAAGGACAAGGCUGCUGCUCACUUAAAGGUACGUGUUGAUAAAUCUGAUUUUGUGAAGCAGUUUGAAGCACAAGUUCAUAUGUUGGUUCUAGCAUAUGAAGGUGUUGUUGAUUUUGUCUUUUCAAAGCUGGAUGAUUUUGAUAAAAUUCAAGCCUAUGUUAUAUUGGAAGAUUGUUUAGACAUUAUUGCUAUUGAUGACAUGUAUAAAUGA
Molecule: messenger RNA, 1360 nt
Organism: Zingiber officinale
Lineage: Eukaryota; Viridiplantae; Streptophyta; Magnoliopsida; Zingiberales; Zingiberaceae
Product: glyceraldehyde-3-phosphate dehydrogenase 2-like
Exons: 6
Coding region: 641-1360 (239 amino acids)
Molecular function (GO): NAD binding; oxidoreductase activity, acting on the aldehyde or oxo group of donors, NAD or NADP as acceptor
Source: RefSeq, a predicted model, not a curated record